Messenger RNA from Anopheles moucheti, 738 nucleotides. RefSeq names its product anaphase-promoting complex subunit 10 (gene APC10). Gene Ontology annotation, biological process: anaphase-promoting complex-dependent catabolic process; protein K11-linked ubiquitination. Lineage: Eukaryota; Metazoa; Arthropoda; Insecta; Diptera; Culicidae. The transcript is spliced from 2 exons. The record is from RefSeq and is a predicted model, not a curated record. Gene Ontology annotation, cellular component: anaphase-promoting complex. The coding region runs from base 66 to 623 and encodes 185 amino acids.
UUUUGUGCACUGGCCUGUUUUGUGGAAUAGCAUCGAGUUGCUCAAACAUUUUGCCAAAAGCCACCAUGAGUGUUAAAAUGGGAGCAAAUGUGUGCCCGAUUACCGAGGAACGGUCGGGCACAGUGCGCGAAGUUGGUGGGCAAGCCGUCUGGAGCCUUUCAUCGUGUAAACCAGGAUUUGGCGUCGAUCAGCUGCGGGACAAUUCGAUGGAAACGUACUGGCAAUCGGACGGACAGCUACCGCAUCUGGUAAACAUUCAAUUUCAUCGCAAAACAACGGUCAGUCAGAUUUACAUCUACUCCGAUUACAAGCUGGACGAAAGUUACACACCGAGCCGGAUAUCGAUCCGCUGUGGUAUGCACUUUAACGAUCUGCAGGAAGUGGAGGUGGUCGAUCUCUGUGAACCAUCCGGUUGGGUUUGCAUUCCGAUCAAGGAGUGUGAGGACAUGCCUAUGUGCACAUUCAUGAUACAGAUAGCUGUGAUUAGCAAUCAUCAGAACGGUAGGGAUACGCAUAUGCGCCAGAUACGGAUCCACUCGCCAACAGAAGGCUCACAGUACCCGCUGGAACAUCACGGAAAGUUUAGCUCGUUAGAAUUUUCACAGUUUCGCACGAUACGUUAGCACGAUAGCGAAAAGGCAAUGCAAUUUUUAAUGUAACACAUGUUAUUUAUGAAAGUAUUCGAACAAUUUGAAUUUAUUCCAAAAAAGAACAACACGAUUAUUAAAAAAACCGGUA